Messenger RNA from Striga hermonthica, 1269 nucleotides. The record is from the annotation of a GenBank genome assembly. NCBI's taxonomy places the organism in Eukaryota, Viridiplantae, Streptophyta, Magnoliopsida, Lamiales, Orobanchaceae.
AUGGCCUUCGAUAAGAUCAAAGUCGUUAAUCCGAUCGUUGAGAUGGACGGUGAUGAAAUGACUCGUGUGAUCUGGAAAUCUAUAAAAGAAAAGCUUAUCCUUCCUUUCUUGGAGCUAGAUAUAAAGUAUUUUGAUCUCGGUCUUUUCCAUCGUGAUGCCACUAAUGAUAAGGUUACGAUAGAAAGCGCAGAAGCUACACUUAAGUAUCAUUCUGUAAUAUAUUUCAAUGUUUUAUCUACCUUUUUUUUUGUUGGAAUAGAUGAGGCCCGAGUUAAAGAAUUCAACCUGAAACAGAUGUGGAAGAGCCCAAACGGAACAAUUCGGAACAUCUUAAAUGGGACUGUAUUUAGAGAACCAAUCAUAUGUAAAAAUGUUCCCCGGCUUGUUCCAGGUUGGACCAAACCAAUAUGCAUCGGCAGACAUGCUUUUGGUGAUCAAUACCGAGCUACAGAUUUAGUUGUUCAAGGAGCUGGGAAACUUAAAAUGGUGUUUGUACCAAAUAGAGCAGAUGAGAGCAUAGAACUGCAGGUGUUCGAUUUUACGGGGGCUGGAGGUGUAGCUUUAUCAAUGUAUAACACCGAUGAGUCUAUCCGUGCUUUUGCAGAGGCUUCAAUGAACACGGCUUACCAAAAAAGGUGGCCACUGUAUCUUAGCACGAAAAAUACGAUUUUAAAAAAGUACGAUGGAAGAUUCAAGGAAAUUUUUCAAGAAGUGUAUGAAAGAGAAUGGAGAUCCAAGUUUGAGGCUGCUGGGAUAUGGUAUGAACAUCGUCUUAUUGAUGAUAUGGUUGCUUAUGCUCUAAAGAGUGAAGGAGGUUAUGUGUGGGCUUGCAAAAAUUAUGAUGGAGAUGUUCAAAGUGAUUUUUUAGCCCAAGGAUUUGGGUCUUUGGGUCUGAUGACAUCAGUACUAGUUUGUCCCGAUGGAAAAACAAUCGAGGCCGAGGCAGCACAUGGCACGGUAACACGUCAUUACCGUGUUCAUCAAAAAGGUGGCGAGACGAGCACUAACAGCAUAGCCUCAAUCUUUGCCUGGUCUCGGGGGCUUGCACAUAGAGCAAAGUUGGACAACAAUUCAAGACUCCUGGAUUUCACUGAGAAGCUCGAAACUGCCUGCAUUAAAACUGUUGAGUCUGGAAAGAUGACUAAGGAUCUUGCUAUUCUUGUUCAUGGACCUAAGGUGACCAGAGAUCGGUAUCUAAAUACCGAAGAGUUCAUUGAUGCCAUUGCUGCAGAACUGAGAAAUAGACUGCCAAAACAGGCGAAACUAUAA